Messenger RNA from Cylas formicarius (sweet potato weevil), 1704 nucleotides. RefSeq names its product neuroendocrine protein 7B2 (gene 7B2). Gene Ontology annotation, molecular function: enzyme regulator activity. The transcript is spliced from 7 exons. The record is from RefSeq and is a predicted model, not a curated record. NCBI's taxonomy places the organism in Eukaryota, Metazoa, Arthropoda, Insecta, Coleoptera, Brentidae. Gene Ontology annotation, biological process: regulation of hormone secretion; neuropeptide signaling pathway. Bases 93 to 866 code for a protein of 257 amino acids. Gene Ontology annotation, cellular component: secretory granule.
ACACUGACGUGCACUCUUAUGCGCACCCGCCUUAUUGAUCGCAUUUAUAUUUCCCCUGUCUGUGUAUCUCGACCCACUGGGUCGCGAGAAUCAUGAAGGUCCUAUUUUUGAUCUGCUCACUCACCGGAGUAUUUAGCUAUUUACCAAGGGGAAAGGAGAGUUUCGCUCCUGGCCUUUUCCUGCGAGAUUUGGUCAGUCACAUGAAUGGAAAAAAGGAAUUGUCCAAUGGAGAUAUUUCCUAUUUCGAUUUCACCGACGGACUGCCUUUAGAUGGCAGCUCGCUGACUAGAGAUCUCGAAGAAGAGCAGAUGUUUCCAUUGGAUUAUGAUUCUUUGGGGGAUAUCAACAUGCAUCCCAGCAUUCGCGACCAGGAAUAUAUUCGUCACAGCAGUUUGUGGAGCAAUCAGUAUAUCCCGGGGUCGGAUGGUGAACAGUUGUUUAGGCCCCACGGAGUUAAGGUUAACAACCAAGAGGUUAAGGCGGAAUCUACAUUACCGGCUUACUGCAAUCCACCAAAUCCCUGCCCAGUUGGCUAUACGGAAGAACAAGGGUGCCUGGAAGAUUUCGAAAACACCGCGUCAUACAGCAGACGGUACCAGGCGAUGCAAGAUUGUAUGUGUGACACGGAGCACAUGUUCGACUGUCCAAAUUCCAAUAAUCCAAUGUUAGACGAUCCAAUGGAGUCCAUCGCCCAAGUGGAUUUUAACCGUUUAAUGCAGCAAUCAUUUAAGAUCAAUCAGGGAUACCCGCAUAAAAAUUUAAUUGCCAAGAAAUUUCAUUCCGCUGAAAAGAAUCCCAACACAAAUCCGUUUCUGACAGGCGAGAAGUUGCCAGUGGCAGCGAAGAAGGGGAUUAAUAUGUUGUGAAUUCGCUCUAGAUUCUCUAAAGAAAAGCGCAUGAGGAUGGGCCCUUGAUUGCGCAGUGAUGUAACAUCUAUAUCUACAUAUAGGGAGGCCCAAUUAUAUGCCGACGACCGCUACGAAAAAAGGCUGAUUCUCUGACAAAUAAUAGCCAUUCCAAAUACCCUUCGAAAAAAUUUCUUAAAAAAACACUUAUGAACAAAAAAAAAUUAGGUAGUUAGUAGUUGCUUUGGGUGUUUAAUAUACUCUUCUACACUUAGAAAAUGUGUUGAAAACAACCGAUUGUGGACUCUUUUAAUGUAACGAUCGUUGAGUAAUUCGCUUUGAAUGAUUUGACAUAAAAUACGUGAGCUAAAUCACCGAGACAUGAUCUCUUUAUUCUCGGUGAUUUCCAGCUGGUUACACAUAUCACGAUUUUGACCAAAAUAUCACUAAGGCCCUACUUGAUUUUUUUUUCGGUACAUCGCGGUCAAGGAAUACAGAACAACCCAGUCUUUUCUACCUGUUUUCGUUUACCGCUCUACCGUUACUGAGGAAAGAAUCAUUUUACAAAGAAAGUGAUAUUUAUAUUAAAAGUGAGACGGUCAGAUCGACGUCUUACUCCAAAUGGUGGACUACUAAAACUAUAAAAUGUAUAAGUAAUAUCAUUAAUAAGUAUACAAACUAUUGGUGUAUUAACAGUUAAUUGUUAUUGCCGUUAUACGAAGGUCGGUUAACCAUUUUCUAUAACAGGAACCUUCUCCGGCAUGAAAAUGAUUGAACGCGAAACAUCCGCGAGAUGUCGUCGCAACACUGUUAUUGCGUGUUCCGUUAUCAAUAUGAAUAAAUGUAUUCUCUUAAUGCA